UUGGCAGGUUUUUUUUCCAACGACAACCAAGAGUCUAGGUAGGAAAAGCGCAGCCCUAAGCGGCGGGUUUUCCUCUUCCUUUAUAAAUCGGCGUCCGAAGGGAAGAACUUGGCGGAGGCGCGCAAUAGUGCGGGACGGCAUGGGACCAGAACCCUGAUCCAAGUACCAAAACCUAAGCGUGAAGAGAAACCCUUACUUGUACUGAGAUGCUUCGUUGUAAGAAAGACUGUUAUUAAAAUACAAGGUUCAUCGUCGGAAAAUGGGACUACCUCAGGGACAAGCCGACGAACAGGACUAUCUGGAUAUCGAGUGUCCCGUGUGCUACGAGCUCUUCACGGGCGCAGAGAGGACUCUCAGCUGCGGGCACGUUUUCUGCCACGACUGCUUGGUGAAGACCCUGGUCAUCGGGAACGGCGGCGGCAGCCAGAUCACUAGACAGAAUAUUAUCUGUCCCGUCUGCAGACACAUGACUUUCGUUGUUAAAGGACAACCGUUUGUGGAGACCGGAAAAACUGUAGACGAUGGACAAACCCUUGAAGUGCCUGUGAUUCAUCCAAGCAGGGCUGCAUCCAAUUAUUUUGGUACUCAGGGUCCCACUGAGUACGGGGCAACGCAUCCCACGCAGUCAACCAUCGGGAUGGCUCUGCAACAAGUGAGAUUUGCUUUAAGCAGUUGUUCCGGGCGGCAAUUAAGCAAUUGUGACUCUCAGAUUUUUAUUAUAAGUAACCAGGGACGACCUAUGAGUGAGCAGGAUACAAUUAGUACGGCUUCGACCAUUGCCAAUGAACAGAAUCAGCUGCAACGCCGUCGCGCGAGGAUCUGCAGCACCCCACGCUGUCUCGUGUUAUUGCUGUCACUCUUCAGUCUCUUGGCGUUGGUUGCCGCCACACUUCCUUGGGUGUUAUUGGGAUAAACAUCAUUUGUGACUUUUACUUUGCGCACUUAAUUAUUUGGACUCCAACGAUGACGCGGUCUAAUAGUAGUAGAAAAUAUGCCAUAACUAUUCUGACAAUGAUGACAAUAGUCUAUAGGUAACUUGGAGUUACAUGCUCAUUAUGUGAAAUGCACUGAUAAUAUCGUGACACUACAAAUAAAGCAUAUUAAAGAUUAGCUCAUUUGAAAAUGUUUGCUCUAUUAUUAACGUUGCAUGUCACUGAAUGCUUGUCUUGUGAUGUGUUCUAUUGUCUGUGUGUGUGCAGCACCGCGGGCUGUUUUGCGUGUAACAUCGUGGCGAUAACGAAACAAUUCAUGAUUAAAUC
Brienomyrus brachyistius is the source of this 1259-nucleotide messenger RNA. Its product is annotated as RING finger protein 222. NCBI's taxonomy places the organism in Eukaryota, Metazoa, Chordata, Actinopteri, Osteoglossiformes, Mormyridae. The record is from RefSeq and is a predicted model, not a curated record. The transcript has a single exon. Bases 260 to 913 code for a protein of 217 amino acids.